AUGCUUCUUGUCUUCAUGCUUCUAUGGAUUGUUUUCUUCGCCAGCAUGAUGACGGUGACAGAUGUAGCGAAUGGUAUACCCAAUGACGCCAGCGAAUCCUGUUCUGUUAAGUGUCAACAGGAACAUGAAGAUACCAAGCACUGUGUGAUUAUGUGCAUCAUCCACCAAAAUCAAGGCGUAGGCUUUUUCCUCGCGGCUACCGUUUGUCUUGGUGUCUUCAAGGCGAUAGACUCCAAGCUUGGACGUGUCGCGAAGACUCCGCCUAGCGGUGUAAACGUGAACAAGAAAGGGACGGAAGAUUACAAUCUGCACGAUUUGAUCGAUGCUGUUUGUACGCGAAAGGCCACAAAUCCCAAGGACAAGGCGUUUGGGCUAUACCCAAUUCUCGAGGAGCUCCUUCAUCAGAAGCUUCCCGUGCCGGAUUACAGUCUCCCGACCGGCCAACUCUACCGCGCAUGGCCAGGCUUCCACCAUUGCCGAUUGAGGAUGUCAGCGACGGCCGUCCUCCAUAGCAAAUUCCAUUGCCAACCCUGA
This is a messenger RNA of Exophiala spinifera, 534 nucleotides long. RefSeq lists its product as uncharacterized. The record is from RefSeq and is a predicted model, not a curated record. The transcript has a single exon. NCBI's taxonomy places the organism in Eukaryota, Fungi, Ascomycota, Eurotiomycetes, Chaetothyriales, Herpotrichiellaceae. Bases 1 to 534 code for a protein of 177 amino acids.